AUGGCCAAAGAGGUUAUGAAAACACAUGAUGCCAUCUUUGCAAAUAGGCCUCAUCAUCUUUCUUCCAAAUCCUUUAGUUAUGAUAACACUGACAUUACCUUCUGUCCCCAUGGAAGCCAUUGGAGACAAUUAAAGAAGUUGUGCACGUCAAAGUUGUUAAAUGCAAAAAAAGUUCAAUCAUUCAGGCUCAUACGAGAAGAGGAGGUGUCAAAACUCAUUAGAAACAUAUUUGCAAAUGAAGGUUCAAUUGUGAACCUUAGUAUGCAAAUUGUGUUAAUGGCAAAUGAUAUAAUUUCAAGGGCAGCAUUUGGUAAAAAAUGUAGAGACCAAGUUGCUUUCUUUUCAGCAUUGGGACAAAUGUCAAAGAUGUUGGCAGGUUUCUCAAUUGUUGAUUACUAUCCUUCCAUCAAAGUGCUUCCUUUACUUACAGGAAUGAAAGCUCUAGUUGAAAGGGUGCGGAGAGAGAGUGACAGGGUCCUAGAAAAUAUACUCAAAGAUCUCGAGGAAAAUUAUAAGAGCAGCCACGGUGUAUUGGAGGAUGAUCUAUUUCAUGUUCUUCUCAAAAAUCAUAAGAUAGAUGACUUGGAAAAUCCCAUAACUCACAACAUCAUCAAAGCAAUAAUGUGGGUCAGUAAUUCAGUGUGCUAUUCAGUAUAUCAUUUUCCCUACUUGGUUUUAAAAUCGUAUAUGACUUUAUUUUUCUCCUGCAAAUAUACAUGA
Molecule: messenger RNA, 720 nt
Organism: Gastrolobium bilobum
Lineage: Eukaryota; Viridiplantae; Streptophyta; Magnoliopsida; Fabales; Fabaceae
Product: desmethyl-deoxy-podophyllotoxin synthase-like
Exons: 1
Coding region: 1-720 (239 amino acids)
Molecular function (GO): heme binding; monooxygenase activity; iron ion binding
Source: RefSeq, a predicted model, not a curated record